AUGCUACGCGCCCCUGAAAGCUCACCUUCCAAAAGAUGGGAGGACGGGGGAACAAGGGGAACGAAACAGCAGAGGCGCCUCGGAUAUUAUCAUGUAAUUCCACCACAUAAUCCUCAACAACAGUCUGGCCAGGGAUUCGUUUCUCGGAUGUACAAGUUUAUAAGAAGAUUGCACAGAAACGGAAACUAUCUCAACGUCCUCUGGAUCCCCACUAGCGAAGACAACAAGCUGUUAGGGCUGGCUAAAGAACAGGCUAGAGCCGCGACACAAGAAGAUGCUCCCCUGCAAAAUCGCGCCCCAAGGAUGAAGUCAACCACGCUGAGUCUCGCACGGUCCCAAGCAGUCCCCAGUAAUGGCCUGCCAGUGAACGUUGGAAAGCACGUCAAACGAGUGGACGCAGCACUUCCAGGAAAACACACACGGCAACUAUAUGAUCGCUUGUCGUGGAAAGAAGCAAGCGUACUAGCACAACUCCGAACAGGCAUGGCAAGGCUAAAUGGAUACCUCUACCGAAUCAAUGCGGCACAGACGGAUCAGUGCGCAUGCGGACAAGCCAAAGAGACUGUGGAGCACUUCCUCUUUCGAUGUCGGAAGUGGACUGCACACCGGACGGACAUGUUACAGUGUACCGAUAUCCACCGAGGGAACAUAUCCUUCUUCCUAGGAGGGAAAUCACCUAUCGACAAUGAGAAGUGGGCACCGAACUUAGAAGCAGUACGGGCCUCAAUACGAUUCGCCAUCGCCACGGGCCGCCUCGAGGUCUGCUGA
This is a messenger RNA of Penicillium cinerascens, 768 nucleotides long. RefSeq lists its product as uncharacterized. Lineage: Eukaryota; Fungi; Ascomycota; Eurotiomycetes; Eurotiales; Aspergillaceae. The transcript has a single exon. The record is from RefSeq and is a predicted model, not a curated record. The coding region runs from base 1 to 768 and encodes 255 amino acids.